AUGAAUAAUGGAUACAAUGUUGAGCACAAUGCUUUGGCAACCCUUGAAGAAAUGAGAGGCCCUCCAACUAGCUCUGUUGUUUGUCCUCAGCCAAGGCGAGUUGUUGUUUCUCCCAACAUGCCCACAAGGCCAUUUACAUGGAUAUUUUGCCAACAAGGUGAAGAACCAAAUUCAAAUGCAGGGUUGGAACUUCUUGACAUCAUUUCCAAUAUAAGUUAUAGCUAUUAUGAACAACAUAACACAAAUCAAGAAGCUUCAUCACCCCCAUUUUUUCUUGGUUCUCCUCCUGUAAGAACAUCUAACCCUUUGAUCCAAGAUGCACAAUUUGGACAUGAAAAACAUACCCCUCAAUCAAGAUCUCCAAUUUCAUCACCCCCUAGUUUAUCUUCUCCAUCUUCUGCAUCCUCACAAGGUUUGUUUUCUCCAUCUUCCUCAUUGAGGAAAGGAGGGUGUGUUAGAAUGAAAUUUGGAAUUAAAUCCACUGCCGUUAGAGUGGUAGGAUUUGACUGCCACGUUCCAGCUUUUGGUUAA
Messenger RNA from Abrus precatorius (Indian licorice), 531 nucleotides. RefSeq lists its product as uncharacterized. NCBI's taxonomy places the organism in Eukaryota, Viridiplantae, Streptophyta, Magnoliopsida, Fabales, Fabaceae. The record is from RefSeq and is a predicted model, not a curated record. The transcript has a single exon. The coding region runs from base 1 to 531 and encodes 176 amino acids.